This is a messenger RNA of Paramecium primaurelia, 8216 nucleotides long. NCBI's taxonomy places the organism in Eukaryota, Ciliophora, Oligohymenophorea, Peniculida, Parameciidae. The record is from the annotation of a GenBank genome assembly.
AUGCUUAAAUCAUUUGUUUUAAUCAGCUUAAUUUGCUGUUCUUUUUGUAUGUUUUGCAAUUACUAUCCCAUGGAUCCUUUAGCAUGCAUUAGUAAAACAGAAGGAAUAAUGUGUAAUAUUUUAGUCUAAACAAUAGGUUAAUUUAGUGUAUUUGAAAAUGCUUGUGUGCCUACUUAAAGUACAAAUUUAGGAUGUAGUCCAUAAUUGAAUAAGAGAGCUUGUUUAAACUAGCUUAGAAAUAUAGAUGGAAAUGAAGCAAAAUGUAUGAAAUAAGUAAAUAUAUUUUUAGGUUAUUUUGGAUCAAGAUGUGUUGAAGCAAAAGAACAUUAUUUAUAAAACUUAGGAUGUUCACCAUUAUUCAAUCGAAACUCUUGUGCAAGUGUAAAAGGAAAAAUCUGUUAUUGGGAUGGGUAAUAGUGCCAAGAAAUUAAAACUUAAUUCAUAGAAGCUUAAAAUUGUUAAUCAGCAUACAAUGUACCAGUAACACCUAGUGCAUGUGCUUUAAUCAUUGGAGUUAAAUGUAAAAGUGGUUUAUUUUAAAAUGAUUAUGAAUGUUAAAAUGUUUUAGAUGCAGAAUUGAAUACUCUUGGAUGUAAAACUGAAGGGUUGAAUAAAGAAGGUUGUUUGUAAAUUGAAGGAUAGAAAUGUAAGAUUUAAUAAUCAUACUUUUAGGUAUAUUUGAAAAUAAUGAAUGUAAUGAUAGUUCAAAAAUUAAUAGUUGUGAUGAUUAUAUUAAUAAAGACUCAUGUUUAGGGAUUGUAUUUCAUAAUAUAACUUGUGUUUGGAAAUAAAAUAAGUGUUAAGUUUUAAUUGUAGAUAAUAUGAAAACUUGUGAAGAUUAUGUAAAUGUAAGUCCUAGUGUAUGUGCUAUUUAAGAUGGAUAUUGUUAAUUUAAAGAUGGAAAUUGUAUUAAGCCAUAAUUACAUAAUUAAAAAUGCAAUGAUUUAGGUCUAAGUAGAUUGAGUUGUUUAUCUAUAAAGGGUGAUAAUUGCACUUAUAUUAAUAAUAGAUGUGAAUAAUUGAAUGAAAUAUAAUUGAUUCAAAUAUCAUGUAAUGAAUUAAAUGAAGAUGCUUGUGUUAAUGUAAAGACAUAAUUUUAAUUCUGUAAAUGGACAGGAGAAGAAUGUGUUGGAAUAUUUAUUAAUUAAGAUAUUGAUUGUCCAAUUUAAAAUGAUAAUAAUUUAUUCAAAUUUAAUGGAAAUGUAUGUUAAGCAAUAUCUAAACCUGGAGUGAGAUGUAAAUACAAUAAUAAAACACAUUUAUGUGAAAAGACUAUUGAAAGUGAUACUUGUACAACUCCAUUUUUAAAUCUUAAUGCAUGUGUAUCUAUUUUAAAGUAUGCUUGUUAAUGGACAAGUUCUGGUUGUAAUUAAGCAACAAUAAUACAAGAAUAGACAAGUUGUUUAGAUUUAGGUUUUGCUAAUCAAAUAGCAUGUUCUUAGAUAUUAAAAUCUGAUGAAGAUGGAUGUUAUUAUGAUACUAAUUCAUAAUAAUGUAGAUUAGUUAGUGAUUAAUUAUUAAAUGAAAUUAAAUGUACUGGAAUGGGAUUAAAUAGAAUAGGUUGUGCAUUAGUAUUAACAACUGGUUAAUUGUGUAGAUGGUAUAAUAAUUAAUGUUAAUAAAUUAAACAUAAGAAUGAUGUAUAAGCUAUAUAUUGUUUAUAAAUGUAAUAUGUAAAUCCAGCUACUUGUGCAUUAGUAGAGGCUGGUAAUGAAGUAUGUAGAUAUGAAAAAAAUGCUAAAGGAUGUGUUAAUAGUUUAAAUACUGAGACUAUGACUUGUUCAUUUCCAGGAUUAAAUGCUUAUGCAUGUGCUUAAAUUUAAUUAAAAAGUUGUUAUUAUGAUAAAGAUUUAUGGUAAUGUAAAUAAAUAACAGUUAUUACUGCAAAUACAAUAGUAAAAAAAUAGACAGAUAAAUUGUUAUCAAAUUCUGAUUGUGUUACAAGUUCACCUACUCCUGAUGUUUGUAGAUCAAUUACUAAAGCAAGUGCAAAAUGUUCUUGGUUGUUUAGAGAGAAUAGAUGUUCUAAUUAAUAUGUUACAUUUAAUGAAAGUUGUUUGGAUUAUAAUACAUAAUAUACUGGUAAAAAUAUAUUGAUUAAUGCUAAUGUAUGUGCUUCAAUUGAGAUGGAAUAACCUGAUUAUGAUGCUUUAAAAGGUCCAUUAAUUGAUAAAAUGAAAGGAUAUUGUAUUUUUGAAGGUGGUAAUUGUACAGUUUUUAAAGGUAUAUGUGGAACACCAUGUUGUAGUGAAUUUGUAGGUAUUAAUUCACAUGUUUGUGGACGUUAUUCUACAGGACAAUAUUGUUAUUUUAGUAAUGAAUUAAAAUGUACAGAACUUACAAUGGAUAUUGUGGAUAUUACAAUUGAGAAAUAAGUAAAAGAUUAUUAUAAUUCAUUACAAUUAAAAUGUUCAUAUAUGAAUAAGAAUUCUUGUCAUAUGAUUGAAUGGUCAACUCAAUAAAGAUGUUAUUUUAAUGGGAAUUUAUGUGUUAAUAUUAAUUUUAGUUAAUAUCCAAAUUUAAAUAUUUUUACAGCUGAUACUGCUAUUCUUAAUAAAUAUGCAUGUUUAGCAAUUGAAGCUAUGAAAACAGUAGAUAAUUCUGCAAUGUUUUUUGGUUAUGAAGGUAAACAUUGUAAAUUGAAUCCUGAUAUAAUAGAUGUAACAGAUUGUGGAUCAACAGAAUUAAAUAGUAAUGCUUGUUAAAUGAAAUAUCCUGAAAUUUAUUGUAGAUGGUCAAAAUCAGAAUUAAAAUGUAAGAGUGUAGAUUCUUAUUAUGUUGAAAAUUUAACUUAUUGUGAUUAAAAUUUGAAUGAAUUUGCUUGUGUAAAUAUUCCAAAUGCAAGUUGUUUCUUUUCUUAUUAAACACAUAAGUGUACAGAUGCACCAAAUUUAGUAGAAUGUGGUUAUUUUGGAAGUGUGACAGGAACAGUUAGUAGAUUAGCAUGUAUGAAUAUAAAAUUAGAUGGUUAAAUUUGUGGAUAUGAUGAUAAAAAAUUUGUUUGUAAAGAUGUAAGUGCUGAAUCAGAUACUUGUGAUUUACCAGAUGGUAAUGCUAUAGCUUGUUAUGCAAAAACUAAAGGUGAUUGUAGAUGGGAUGAAAAGGAAAUGUUAUGUUAUGAGAAUGAUAAACCACUCACUUAAUUAGGAUGUGAAGAUAAUGUAAAUAUGAUUAUAUGUCUUAAAAUAACUACUUAACCAUGUGAAUGGGAUAUUAUAAAAUUGAAAUGUUUAAGAUUAAAGAGUAAUUAAUUCUAAUUAAUACUACCUGAUAAUUUAUAUAAUGCUGAAGCUUGUGUUUAAGUUUUUGGUGCACCAUAUAAAUAUGAUCCAAAUACUUAUUUAUGUAGUCCAAUUACAGCUGCUGAUAUUUACAAGGAAUAAAAGGAUCCUGAAGAUCCACUUGAACCUAAUAUUUUAUGUGAUGGAAGUAUGUUAUUAAAUGUUGAUGCUUGUUUAUUUAGUACUAUGUUAUAGAAAUGUUAUUUUGAUAAAUCUUAAAGUGCAGAAAAAAGAUGUUAAGCUUUUAUUGGUAUUUAAACAUCAUGUGAUUCACCAUAUUAAAUAAGUUUAUAAAUGUGUGCAGAAGUACCAUAAUCAUGUUAUUUUGUUAAAUCAUCUUAUGAAUGUAAAUAUAUCAAAAUUGAAGAUUCAACUAAAUGUAGUGAUUUAAGAGAUUAAUCAGAAUAAUAUUUAUUUAAUAAGAUAGCUUGUUCAUCUAUCAAUUAUGAAUAUGCUGAAUAUGGUGGAACAUUACAAUGUUUUAAAUCAUCAGAUCCUGAUAAUGAACCUGAUUAAGAAUUCUUACAAUAAUGUUAAGUAGAAAAAUAUUGUAAAUGGGAUUAAUAAACUACUACAUGUUAACUUACAUCAUUAAAAACUUUAGCUUGGAUGGAAGAAGAAGUAGAAAUUACAGAUGGUGAUGGAAAUACAUCAAAAGGAAUGAAAAGAUGGUGUGAAGAGGAAGUAAUUACUUUUGAAGAUGAUUGUUCAAACAUAUAUAGUAAAGGAGCAUGUUUAUAACUUUCAUCUAUAUGUGCAUUUGAUAUUUAAAUGGGAGGUUGUUUUGAAAUUGCUGGAAAUGAAAAAUAAAUCUUAUCAUGUGAAGGUGUAAUUGGUAGUAAUUGUUUAAAGUCAUUAAAUCCUAAUGCACCAUGUGUUAUAGAUGAUUCUAUUAGUGUUGUUUUUCCUAAAAUAGAUACGUGUUUUGGAUAUCCAAAUAAUGAAGAAUAAAUAUGUAAAUAAACAGCUCCAUCUAAAUGUAAAGAUGCAGAAGAUUUAGGAUAAGUAAGUCCUAUUGUUUGUAGUAAAGUAAGUGAUAAUUGUUAUUAUGAUGGUACUAAAUGUUCAUCAGAUACAAAAAAGAAAAAAUGUAAUGAAACUUUCAGUUAACUUGCUUGUUUAUCUAAUGGAUGUGAUUUUACUUUAGGAUUUUGUCAAGAUGUAUUCAAAUCUCCAUCAUUUGAUUCAUUAUCUCCAUUUUAUCUUUAUUAAUGUUAAUACAUUAGUAAAUUGAGUAUUUCAAGUAUAAUUAAAAGAUAAGUUUGUGUAUAAAUGGAUUUUCCUUGUGCCUUUUAAAAUGAAUAAUGUGUUGCUGCAGCAUAAGCUUAUUGUUAAACUUUAAAUUAAUUACCAAUCACUAAAUAAGCAUGUAUAUAUUGUAUAGGUGGAUCAUAUUCAUAUGAUUCUACUACAAAUUAUUGUAAUUCAUUAGUAACAUAAUAAAUAGGAUGUAAUGAUACAAAUAAAGAUGGUUGUUUAAGUAUGACAACUGGUAAGAAUUGUACAUGGAAAAAUGGAAAAUGUAUUGAAUAAAGUAAUUCAGAAGUAGAAAAUCUAAAAGAUUGUUCAUUAACAAAUUCAUUUGGUUGUCCAAAAGUAGCAAAUUCUUGUUGGACAUCUCCUAUAACUAAAUUUUGUUCAAUGGUAGAUGUAUAUUCUACUUGUAAAUAAAUUAAAUAAUAGAAUGGAAAUCAAUUAGCAUGUAUAAUUAGUAAUUUAUAAUCAUGUUAAUGGUUAAAUAAUGCAUGUGAAGAUUAUCCAUUAGAUAGUUUAGAUUGUACUUUAACUAAUAAAUAUGGUUGUUUAAAUUUAACUAAAGUUCCUUGUGGAUGGUCUGAAGAAAAUUAAUAAUGUUAUUCUAUAUCAUAUAAAUCAACAAUAACAAAAUGUACUGAAUUCUUUGAUUCAAAUAAGAAAUUAAUAAAAUUUAAUUCAUAAUCUUGUUAAUAAAUUUAAGAUGUUCCUUGUUUUAGAGAUAGAACAUAAAAAUGUAAUGAAAUUGGAUUAAAAGAUAAAAUAACAUGUGAAACAAUUGGAUUAAAUAAAUUAGGUUGUUAUUUAAAUUCAACUGGAUAUUGUUAAUUUAUAGAUGGAUAAUGUUAAACAAUUCCUGAUUUAAGUAAAAUUACAUGUACAUCUCCUAUAAAUAAAGUAACAUGUUUUAGUUUAAAAUUAACUUGUAAAUUUGUUGAUAAUGAAUGUCAGGAUUAUGAUGUAAGUACAUUUACAACUAUUGCAUAAAUUACUAAAGAGGAAAUAUUUCCAUAUUCACCUUCUGUUUGUUAAUAUUAUAAAGAAAUAGAAGGAAAAGCUUUAUUAUUAAUAUAUGAUUCUGUUAAAGGAUGUUGUUUAGAUGGUGAUUUAGGUAAACCUUUCAUUUAUGAUUGUAAUUCACCAGGUUUAAAUGAAUUAACAUGUUUAAAAUAAACAAAACCUACAUGUUAAUUUAUUAAUAGUAAAUGUUAAACAUUAACAAAUAAGAUGAUAAAUGAUUCAAAGAUAUGUGAUCCAACAUUUAAUUGGAAUGCUUGUGUUUAAUUAAAAUUAAAAUGUAAAUUUUAUUAAAAUAAAUGUUAACCAGUAGAAGAUUCUGAAACAUGUUUAUCUUUAGCUAAUAUUAUUGCAUCUCCAUUAACUUGUUCUAGUAGAUCAAUUGAUUUAUAAGCUUGUAUAUUUGAUUCUCUUACUUAUAGUUGCAAAAUAUCUAUUUCUACUACUUUAUCUUGUACUUAGAGUGGAUUGAAUAAAUAUGGAUGUACUAUGAAUACUGAUUUAGAAUUUUGUAGAUUUAAUGAUAUUAUAAAUACUUGUAUGUCUACUUAUGAAACCAAUUUAAGUUGUUAACAUUUAACAAAUGAAAAUAAAUGUCUUUUUAUUAAGACUGCUAAAUAAUAUUGUAAAUUUGAUAAUGGAUGUUCAGCUAUAGAUCCACUAUAAGUAAUUUCUUGUUAUGAUUUAACACCUACUAAUCCAAUGACAUGUACAGCUGCUGAAUCAGUUGCAUGUAAAUAUGACAGAAUUACAUAAAAGUGUGUUGCAGUUCUUGCAGAUAUGGAUUUAGAUGAACCAUAAUCUAAUAUGGUUUCUUUUAAUAAAUUAGCAUGUAUGAAAUAUCAAACAGAUAAUAAAUAAGUUAUUUAUACAACUGAAGGAUGUAUAGAAGUUGAUCCAGAAGAUUUAGCUAAUCUUACUUGUGAUUAACCAGUAAAUUAAUUUACAUGUUCUUAAAUUACUAAUCCAACAUAAUAUUGUAUUUAUAAAGAUUAUAAAUGCUAAUUUAUUUUACCAACAGAAAUUACAAUUAAAUCUUGUGCUAAUAUAGGUUAUGUUAAUUAAUAAGAAUAUUGUGAAUAAUCUGAUGAUGUACCUUGUAAAUUUAAUUCAUUUACUAAAUUAUGUGAAGAAAUAGAUUUAGAUACAGAACCAAUUACUUCUUGUAUAAGAGGAAUUAAUAAAUUGGCUUGUGAAUCUUUAGCAUCUUGUAGAUUUGAUUAAUUUUGUUUAGAAAUAUCAAAAAGUUGUGCAGGUAGUACAGAUUGUACAAAUGUAAAUUCAUAACCUUGUAAAUUAGAUAAUAAUAAUAAUUGUAUUUUAGCAACUGAAUUAACAACUCUUAAUUGUGAUUAAGUAAUUAAUAAACUUGCAUGUAUUAAAAUUACAACUCCACUUUAAUAUUGUCGUUUUUCUUAAUCAUUAUGUUAAUCUGAAGAUUUAAUUGAAUUUAAAAAUGAAGAAUGUGAAAAUAUAACAAAUAUCAAUUCACCUUAUUUUUGUGAAUAACCAACUGAUAUUGCCUGUCGUUAUGAUCAAUUCUAAAAUAGAUGUGUAGAAUCUUUACCUACUGAUAAUAUGGAUUGUAUUAGAGGUUUAAAUGAAUAUGCUUGUCUUAAUUACACAAAACCUUCUUUAAGAUGUAGAUUUACAGAUUUUUGUUAUGGACCAACUUAACCUAUGUUUGAAUGUGAUAAUACUUUAUUUGAUUGUUGCAACAAAGCUCCUGAUAUGAAUACUUGUCUAUUAUAAAAUCUCUUGGAUUGUUAAUGGGAUGGUACUAAUUGUAUCAAAUAUACAAAUCCUAUUACUACAUGCACAUUACUCAAUACUUCUAAACUUACAUGUAUCAAAUCUACUGAUAAAAACUGUUUAUUCGAUCUAUCAACUAAAUCUUGUAUAUAAAUAUUAGAACCUACAUCAUGUGAUUAAUUAUAAUCUGCUGAAUAAUGUUAAAUGGUUCUCACAAUACCUUGUAUUUGGAUAAAUGAAUAAUGUAAAUAUCAUGAAUCAACAGUCUAUGAAGAAUGUGUAGAUAUCACUUCUGCUUUUGGAUCUAUGAGAGCAUGUCUGAAUAUUGUAAGAUCAGGAUAAAUGUGUUAAUUUAAAGAAGGUUAAUGUUCCUCUUAUUUUCAUGACUCUGAUUAAUGUUUAGAUAACAUUAAUAAAGUUGCUUGUAUCAGUUAAACUACUACUAAAUGUUAUUGGAAAGUUGAAACUAUUCAAAUAAAAAAGCUUAAGACUUCUUAACCUAUACCUGUUGAUUUUGGUACUUGUGCUUCUUUUGUUGAUGAUAAAAUCACUCUUUGUAAUGAGAAUUUAAGUUAUUUAUCCUGUUUUUCUAUUACUACUCUAAAGUAAAAUUGUAAAUGGUUAAAUGGAAAAUGCAUAUCUAUACCUAUAUCUGAUUCUAUUGUUACACCCUAAACUCACGCGCUUGUCAAUAUAAAUGCUUGUGCUCUUGUUGAUACAGAACCAGUCUAUUAUGAUUCUAAACAACAUUUUUGUGUCAAAGUUUAACCUACUGAUUCAAUUGCUUGUUUACCACCUACACCAGGAUUAAACAUGAAAGCGUGUCUUACUAUCACCAACUAAAGAUGCAGAUGGAAUUUCGAUAAACAGUAAUGUGAAUUCUCUAAAUCUAAAAUUAACAGGCAACUUUGA